GUCUUUAUAUGACUGUCACUUGAUAUAUUUAUUUUAACCAUAGCAAUAACCGACUUUACUAAAAAUAUUAGUUUUACAAACAAAAACCUCGAAAAUCUCGAUGAAUACCUUCAUACGUUGGGUGGCUACGUUGUCCGGUAGCAUUGUGGUGACUGCCCAAACAUUUGGACUCCUCAAGACGGUGAACGAGAUGGAAGCCGCAAAACACAUGGCCCCUGUGGGUAUAGAGUCAGCAAUAAUUAGCAGCCAACUGGAACCACCGGCUAAUAUGGGCUCGGAGAAAAUCAGUGCAGCCUUGCAGUAUAUCCUGAGCAGCAAGGAGAGUGAACUGGAUCGUUGCCCUGUGUAUAUUGAAGCCAGAAAUAAUAAUACCAUGAACGAUUGUGUUUUGGGUUCCGAGUCAUUAAAUCGUAUGCUAGAAGAUAUUACAUCGCCAUUGGCUAGUGAAAACAGUUUUAUAGAACCCGUCAUAAGAGUAUAAACACAAAAACGCUUUCUAGUUUGGCUACAAAUGUUAUCUGAAAUCACUUUGUAUAUGCAUUAAAUUGAAAAACACGUGAGAAGCAGCA
Drosophila willistoni is the source of this 569-nucleotide messenger RNA. RefSeq lists its product as uncharacterized. Lineage: Eukaryota; Metazoa; Arthropoda; Insecta; Diptera; Drosophilidae. The transcript has a single exon. The record is from RefSeq and is a predicted model, not a curated record. Bases 101 to 481 code for a protein of 126 amino acids.